Molecule: messenger RNA, 843 nt
Organism: Penicillium lagena
Lineage: Eukaryota; Fungi; Ascomycota; Eurotiomycetes; Eurotiales; Aspergillaceae
Exons: 4
Coding region: 1-843 (280 amino acids)
Source: RefSeq, a predicted model, not a curated record
AUGAACCCAACAGUCGAGGACGACCGCCAUGAACCACCAGAGGCACGCGACUCGUCCAAUCGCGCCCCAAUGGCCUGGGCAGAGCUGUUCUCCCGACAUGAGACCAUGCUCUCCUCGCAUCUCGAACUACUCAACUCGGUCAAAGAACACAUGACCGGGGACGGCAACGGAUCCCGCACAGUGUCGUCAAUGGUGCAAAAGACGGUGCAGGCGAUGAAUCAGUUGAAAUUGGUGCGAAAGAAAAUGGGCAGCCACAAGACAACCCUAGAUGACGACCACUCCACUGCCGCGUCGCAAACAAGCUCCAUGAACGGCGCACAUCGCUCUCACACCCACACACCCACUCCGUACUCUACAGAUGCCGUGAACACGGCCCGGAGGAAACGAUCCCGGAAUGAGAAGGAAGGAGGGAACGAGACAGAGACGGAUUUUGGGACCCCUCCAACCGACAAGAACCAGACUUACGAAGAUGCCGACCCCCGAGCCCCAAAACGAAAGCGGAGCUCCUACUCCGCGGUGUCUGGUGCCGACGAUGAUCCGCGCGACGCGACUGAAACAUCACUAGAAACAGAAGACAUCUCUGCUGAGGUCCAGCGGCGUCUACGCAUCAAAGAAGAGCAGCGACGGAAACGGGAACGGGAUAAUGCAAGACCAGAAAAACGCAAACGCACGAGCGGGGCGUCGAACGGAAGUGUAUCGCCUGACAGAUCACGACCGAAGAGGAAGCGCUCGAAGAUGGAAGUCGCAGAAGAUGUGGACGCGGGCUCGGAUCUGAAACGAGGUGCUGACUCGGUAUCGGAGGGCGAGACGAUGGGCAGUUCGAAGAAGCGGAGCAUUGGUUGA